AUGCAGCCGAAGACACCCAACAGCUCUUGGCAACGAAGAUGCAAGUACCCCACCUGCAGCUGGGUCCUCAGCUGCUGUCAAGCACGGACACGGGACACCGCAGAGGGCGAUGGCAGCGCGGCAGAACCCGGUAAGGCAGCGACCCCGGAAGAAGCGAGUUCGGCUCUUCCUCUUGGCUUUGUGCCGAAAGGGCCGCCUGCUGUUGCGGCGCCGGUGCCUGUGGUGGCGUCGGUGCCUGUGGCGGCGCCUGCGCCUGAGGCGGCGCCGGCACAGGCGGACCUGGCACAGGCGGUGCCGGAGUCCUGCGCACAGGUGAGGUACUUGGUGAAGCUUCAGCUGAUGACUUCAAUAAUCCUCAACCCUUGCCCUAUUUCUUCAGCACACAUAUUUGGCAGGGGCACGCCUUGCCCCGGAAGCUCCAGCUCCGUCCACCGGCGUCGUGUUCGCUGA
This is a messenger RNA of Symbiodinium natans, 450 nucleotides long. Lineage: Eukaryota; Dinophyceae; Suessiales; Symbiodiniaceae. The record is from the annotation of a GenBank genome assembly.